GGCAGCAACAAUUAUGGAAUCUUGCAGCGCGUUUAGCUGAUAAUCAUCAUUCUAUCUACACAGUUUUACGGAUUACACAGGUUCACCGCCGUCAGAUCACUCCUCGUUGGACGGGCUUUCCCAUUGAGGAGAAAGGUGCGUUCUGUGUGUGUUUGUGUGUUAGUGUGUGGUACCUCCUCGGUCCUCGCUUACCAAAGCCGGAGAUAGUGGCCACCUGCCAAGCAAUUACCUAACUACCAGAGCUUUAACGGAGUCGGCAAAACCUCUGACUCCAGGUAUAAUUUCCACCCCUCGUACCUCUCUUUUCCAUCACUCGCCAUGUCACAUCUUGCUCCUUCUUUUGCGAGGCAGGCUGUUCGCAUCGCAACUCGCCGUUAUCCAUCAUCCGCCUUUGCCCGUGCUGCUCCUGGUGCUGCAGCACUCCGCAGCCAUGGAUACAGGAGCUAUGUAACGGAGACGAAGCCAUCCAAUGCCACCGUCAACGUCGAGACUGCCAUCAAGGCUGAUCAAAAGGCCUUCUUGGAGGAGACUGGGAAGAGGCCUCAAGAUGUCUCCAUGCCCACCACCGGCAUGGCAGCUGAUGCCAUGCUGAGCCCCUCUGCCGGUAUCUUGAAGCAAGCUACCAUCAUGGAUGAGGGUUCCCGUCCCAUCUACAUGGAUAUGCAGGCUACCACACCCAUGGACCCGCGAGUGGUCGAUGCCAUGCUACCAUUCAUGACUGGCCUCUAUGGUAACCCUCAUUCUCGAACCCAUGCAUAUGGUUGGGAGACCGAGAGGGCCAUCGAGCAAGCUCGUGAGCAUAUUGCAGACCUCAUUGGCGCCGAUCCGAAGGAAAUCAUCUUCACAAGUGGUGCGACCGAGAGUAACAACAUGAGCAUCAAGGGUGUUGCUCGCUUCUUCAAAAGAUCUGGCAAGAAGAACCACAUCAUCACUUCACAGACUGAACACAAAUGCGUCUUGGACAGCUGCAGGCACUUGCAAGAUGAGGGUUUUCAGGUGACAUACCUGCCAGUCCAGAGCAAUGGUCUCAUCGACAUGGCUCAGCUCGAGGCUGCCAUUCGACCGGAAACCUGCAUCGUCAGUAUCAUGACUGUCAACAAUGAGAUUGGUGUGGUGCAGCCUAUCGAUGAAAUUGGCAAGCUUUGCCGAUCGAAGAAGAUAUUUUUCCACACCGAUGCCGCUCAAGCUGUUGGCAAAAUCCCACUCGACGUCAACAAAUCCAACAUUGACCUUAUGUCGAUCUCCGGCCACAAGAUCUACGGACCCAAAGGCAUAGGAGCCUGCUAUGUUCGCAGACGGCCUCGUGUACGUCUCGACCCUCUCAUCAGUGGUGGUGGCCAAGAGCGUGGCUUGAGGAGUGGUACACUGGCCCCACACCUAGCCAUUGGUUUCGGAGAGGCAGCUCGAAUCUGCAAAGAGGAGAUGAAGUACGAUACCAACCAUGUAACAACACUGGCUAAUCGUCUCCUCAAUGGGUUGUUGUCUUUGGAGCACACUACACUCAACGGUGAUCGGGAGAGACAUUAUCCCGGCUGUGUAAACGUCUCCUUUGCAUAUGUGGAGGGUGAAUCCCUUCUCAUGGCGCUAAAGGAUAUUGCCCUCUCGUCUGGUAGUGCAUGUACAUCUGCCUCAUUGGAGCCAAGUUACGUCCUACGCGCUCUUGGCAGCAGUGAUGAAAGUGCACACAGCAGUAUUCGAUUCGGAAUCGGUCGAUUCACGACAGAUGCUGAGAUUGACUACGUAUUGAAGGCUGUCCGAGAACGUGUUACUUUCCUUCGCGAACUGAGUCCCUUGUGGGAAUUGGUGCAAGAGGGAAUCGAUUUGAACACGAUCGAAUGGAGCCAGCAUUGAGAAUGAGAAAAAGGAAAAUACCCUAGCAUUUUGUAUGAUAUUUAAUGGUGCACCGGAUUUAACGGCAUUUAUGGGAACACGCUCGUUGCAGCGUUGAUGACGGAGACUACGAACAUUCGCUGUAUUAUAAUUAUUACGCUCUUGAUUGAACCUUGUUCGGAGCUAUUGUAUUAAAAUGCCACAACAUUGUCUGGCGGCCGCAUAGGUUUCUCUCCUAGCUUUGGCAAUUUUGCACCCCAAGUACUGUAUUAUAUAUAACUUGAGAAAAUGAACAUCGCUGCCUAAU
Messenger RNA from Aaosphaeria arxii CBS 175.79, 2137 nucleotides. RefSeq names its product cysteine desulfurase. Gene Ontology annotation, biological process: [2Fe-2S] cluster assembly. The record is from RefSeq and is a predicted model, not a curated record. Gene Ontology annotation, molecular function: pyridoxal phosphate binding; cysteine desulfurase activity. NCBI's taxonomy places the organism in Eukaryota, Fungi, Ascomycota, Dothideomycetes, Pleosporales. The transcript has 3 exons. Gene Ontology annotation, cellular component: cytosol; nucleus; mitochondrion. Bases 319 to 1851 code for a protein of 510 amino acids.